Tupaia belangeri chinensis (Chinese tree shrew) is the source of this 1293-nucleotide messenger RNA. RefSeq names its product A-kinase anchoring protein 19 (gene AKAP19). The coding region runs from base 222 to 509 and encodes 95 amino acids. Gene Ontology annotation, molecular function: protein kinase A regulatory subunit binding. The record is from RefSeq and is a predicted model, not a curated record. The transcript is spliced from 2 exons. NCBI's taxonomy places the organism in Eukaryota, Metazoa, Chordata, Mammalia, Scandentia, Tupaiidae.
GAUACUAGUGAGGGCAACCUAUUAAUAAGUGUGAGUUUGAAGAAUUGAGGAAAGGUCCACAGGAUAAACACUUCAUGUGAAGAAUGGUGAAAGGGAACACUGGAUACUGAAGUGGCCGUGAGGGGAAAGCACUGGUCAACACCACGUGGAUGAACCCUUGUUUUCCAAAGAUGCUGCUGAAGUAGUCUUUGCUACUGCUUUCACACAAAGCUCUUUAUAACAUGGGCUGCAUAAAAUCAAAGCAAACUUUCCCAUUUCCAACCACAUUUGAGACUGAGAAGCAGAAUGAAAGUGAAGAAGGCUUUAUGCCAGAAGAGAGAUUUCUACCUAGGAUACCUUCUCCUGUUAUUAUCAAAGAGGAAGUCAAGGAACCUCCGGGGACCAAUAUGGCAAUCUUAGAAUAUGCACACCGGCUGUCCCAGGAAAUCUUGUGUGAGGCCUUGCAGCAGUGGGCAUGCAACAACAUCAAGUACUAUGACAUCCCAUACAUCGAGAGCGAGGGGCCUUGAUGCUGUAGGAUGAUGACACUUCCGGGAACUAUGGAUAUAGUUGGUGCUAGCUUAAAUAUAUGAAACAAAAGCAAAAGCUGGUGUAAGUACAAAUAACUCCACCUGGAUGUAAAAACAUGUCUAGGAUAAUGUCACUAGUGUAGGCAUCCGUAAGGUGAAACGUGUUUUAAGCAGUUCUGUGUUAACAGCAAUCCUACCUACUUGGUCUUGAAUAUUAAUCAUCUAAAGGGGCUGAAUAGAGUGGCACUCAGGAUCAGCUGACGUAUGUCAUACCACUUUCUUCCGGAGGCAUUAAUGGCAUCCCCAAAGAAAAUGCUGAAGCAUGAAAAGUUCCAAAUGGUAACUUAUUUCUGUUCAUCUGAACCCAAAACCCAGAAGUGAAAGGGUUUUUCUCAGAAUGCCUUAGCAAAGGAAUGGCACUCAAGCCAUAGUGAUCACCAGUGAGUCUUGUUUGAUAAAAUUAUUUGUGUCAAGGAUCCCCAUUUCUUGAUACAAAUGAUUUAGCUUUAGAAAGCAACCCAUGUAGAAGUGGUCACCUUGAACCCUGUCCUUAUUAAAAUAUUUAUUUUUGUAGAUAAAAGUAUAACUACUACCUUGAACCUCAGGGCCCGAACUAACUAUAGUUGUUACUAGAUUACUUAGACUUUGCAUUUAAAACCAUCUUUUAAAAAAAUGAGUUACAGAUGUCAUGAUAUUAAUGUUUAGAACUGAAUAAAGAAGCCCAGUGGGGGCCAGCAGAUGGUAUCGAGGUUAAGGCAUCUGGACCCCACUUGGCAAGGUCAUG